This is a messenger RNA of Musa acuminata subsp. malaccensis (wild Malaysian banana), 1626 nucleotides long. NCBI's taxonomy places the organism in Eukaryota, Viridiplantae, Streptophyta, Magnoliopsida, Zingiberales, Musaceae. The record is from RefSeq and is a predicted model, not a curated record.
CGAUCGCGUCAAUAAUACACCGUCUCAAAUCAGAGGCAGGCAGCCACAGCGAAAGGAGACCGCAUCAGAUCGCACCUCUUUCUCCUCCUCCUACUCCGCCGCCUCCCUGAAGAUAUCGACGAAUCGCUGAUCGAAUUCCGGGCCGUUUCUCGGGCGUUCGCCUCCCUGGUGGUGGAUGGAAGCCAUCAGGAAGCAGGCCUCCAAGCUCAGGGAGCAGGUCGCCAGGCAGCAGCAGGCUGUUUUUAAGCAAUUUGGAGGUAGUGUAUAUGGAGGUUCUGAUAAUGUAAUUACAGAUUCACCAGAAUAUCAGCAGCAUCAAAAACUAGAAAAGCUUUACAUAUCAACCCGAGCUGCCAAGCAUUUUCAAAGGGAUAUAGUCCGUGGCGUUGAAGGCUAUAUUGUUACAGGAUCCAAACAAAUUGAAAUAGGCAAUAAAUUAUCUGAAGAUAGUAGGAAAUAUGGCGGUGAGAACACCUGCACCAGUGGAAAUACACUGUCAAAAGGUGCUUUAUCUUUUGGAAGAGCUCGUGCUCAAAUGGAGAAUGAACGUGGGAAUCUUCUAAAAGCUCUUGGUACCCAGGUUUUGGCACUUGUUUCCCAAGCUAAUUUUUUAUGCUGCUCUUCUAACAAUGCAGCCCAGAUUAUUGGCUUAUGGAACUUACAGAGUUUUUUUGUUGCAGAGCCAUUAAGAGCUAUGGUAAUGGGUGCUCCAUUGGAAGAUGCUCGACACCUUGCCCAGAGAUAUGAUAGGAUGCGCCAAGAUACUGAAGCUCAGGCUAUUGAAGUUUCAAAGCGUCAAAUAAAAGUAAGAGAAACUGUUGGUGGUGGUGACUACAUUUCAAAGUUAGAAGCCGCGGAAGCCAAGUUGCAGGAAUUAAAAUCUAAUAUGGCAGUGUUGGGUAAGGAAGCCGUUGCAGCAAUGACAGCCGUGGAGGCCCAACAACAAAGAUUAACCUUACAGCGGCUUAUUGCUAUGGUUGAAUCAGAGCGCACUUACCAUCAGAAGGUCCUACAAAUUCUCGAACAACUUGAAGCAGAGAUGCUGUCAGAGCGUCAAAGAAUUGAAGCAUCUCCAAAUCCAGCAACAGAAAACUUUGUGCCGCCUCCCCCAUCAUAUGAAGAAGCCAAUGGCAUUUUUGCUAACUCAACUGGUGAUACAUCAACUGACACCAUGGAAUACUUUUUAGCUGAGGUUAUUCAAUCAUAUCAGGCCGAGACAGAUGUGGAGCUUAACUUGUCAGUUGGUGACUAUGUUGUUGUACGUAAGGUAUCAAAUAAUGGUUGGGCUGAAGGUGAAUGCAAAGGAAAGGCAGGUUGGUUCCCUUGCGCAUACAUCGAGAGGCGGGACCGUGUGCUUGCAAGUAAAAUUGUUCAAAUUUUGUAGAAAAAUGUCUCUGGGAGAUGUCUAUCUGCUUGUUGUAAUGUCUGGGCUUCCAUAUCCUGGAAACAAAUCGUGUUUGUCUCUUCAGUUUAUUAUUUUGUUCUUGCGUUCUUGGUUCGCUAUGUUUAUUUUAGAUGGCCAAUUUUGUCAACUGAAUUCACGAUGCUGUCUUGUAUCUUUGUCCAAGGUUAAGUGGAUCAUGCAUGGAAGAAAGUUAUUUAUUGCUCUACGCACUUAACUCAUAA